AUGAGGCUCUGCAGGAAGCUGUUGAAUCACAUCCGUCUACAGGUACUCGUGAACUUGCCAGGGAGUGUAAAAAACAGCAAUAGAUUGGUCCCUCACGAACUUACUCCUCAGCAAUCAGCUAAGAGGUUAGAAUUUUGUGAAAAUUAUUGAAAAGCCCUCCUGAUACUCCUGCCUCAUCCACCAUAUAGUCCAGACCUCGUACCAUCGGAUUACUACUUAUUUAGAUCCAUGACUCAUUUUCUUCAAGGAAAAAAAUUGAUAAUUUUGCGAAAGUUGAAAUUGCGGCCCAAGAGUUCUUUGACAGCCAUCCUAAAGAGUG
Messenger RNA from Nezara viridula (southern green stink bug), 319 nucleotides. NCBI's taxonomy places the organism in Eukaryota, Metazoa, Arthropoda, Insecta, Hemiptera, Pentatomidae. The record is from the annotation of a GenBank genome assembly.